Molecule: messenger RNA, 273 nt
Organism: Cladophialophora yegresii CBS 114405
Lineage: Eukaryota; Fungi; Ascomycota; Eurotiomycetes; Chaetothyriales; Herpotrichiellaceae
Exons: 2
Coding region: 1-273 (90 amino acids)
Source: RefSeq, a predicted model, not a curated record
AUGGUGUUUAAGCCUAAAGACGAGCAAUUUACGGAGUUCGAUGACCCGAAAGCGUUCGAGAAACACGACUGUCUCUCCUGCCGGGUUCUAGGCUCGACGGCUUUCGUGUUACUAGGUGGCUACACAUAUUUCUCAGGCAUGCAGCAGCUACGAGCAUCCAGGCAGGCGAUCGAACUCAGCAAAUCAAAGUACAAGUACGGAUCGCGGCAGCUAGGGAUUGUAUCCUUGUCGGCAACUUUAGUGGGCUUGGGAAUCUACCGAAUGUUCAACUAG